Prunus armeniaca (apricot) is the source of this 1602-nucleotide messenger RNA. NCBI's taxonomy places the organism in Eukaryota, Viridiplantae, Streptophyta, Magnoliopsida, Rosales, Rosaceae. The record is from the annotation of a GenBank genome assembly.
AUGAUGCAAUCUGAGCUUCUUCCUCCAUACCUUAAUGUAAUCAACUCACCUUUUGACCAAUUUGAAUACAACGACGUCAACAUGGGAAGUUCUGACUUCUCUUCUCCGUUCAUGGCCUCCGAUGAAUUUUCCGAAACUUCUUCAUUUCCCUUUGCAACCAUGUUCUCUGGUGACUUUGAACAACUUGCAGAUUGUGAUCAUCUCCUGCAAGUCACAUCAUCAGUGGAGGAAUUUCCAAUGGACUUUGGAGGGUUUGAGCCUAAUUAUUUGAUUGGUGAUAUAGAAGGCAUGUAUGCCUGUUUGGAAAGGAGUGAGGGGAGCACCCUUCCAUCACAGCAAUUUUCUAUUGAAGGAAAUGAUGUGUGGAGCCCUAACUCAUUAAUGACAUCUGAAGCAUCAUCCUUGGAUGUGACCUCUAUCCAUCAAUCACUGACCCUGCCUCGGGAAGAGAUGGAAAUCGAUAACGAAUUGAGUAUUCGUCAUCUGCUCAAGGCGUACAGCGAAGCCAUGGAGAUGGGACAGAGGGAGCUAGAGGAGGUAAUCCUGAGAUGCCUUAGUGAGAAAGUCAACCCACUUGGUCAAUCUUUGGAGCGCCUUGCAUUCAACUUAUGCCAAGAAGUUGAUGAUCAGCAAGGCGAUUAUCUGAAACAAGAAUCCUGCAAGAAUUUCGAGGCUGCAUUUAACCUGUUCUACCAAAGCUUCCCCGUUGGGAGGUUUGCGCACUAUGCAGCAAACACAGCGAUCCUUGAAGCUAUCCCGGAGGAUGCAGAGACAGUUCACAUAGUGGACUUUGACAUGGGAGAAGGGGUUCAAUUGUCUCAGCUGAUUGAGGUUGUGGCACAGAGACACAAAACACUAAAAGUCACAGCAAUUAAAUGGGAUGUGGAAGAGACUGAAGACGGUGCUCCUCCACAGUGGAGAUUUGAGGAGACAAAAAGGCAACUGAAGCAUCAUGCGAGAUCUUUUGGCCUAAACUUGAAAGUGGAGGAGAUAGCAAUUAAGGAUUUGGUGAGUGAAGUAAAGAAAGCAAACAAGAGGGGUGGAGGCAGAGAAUUUCUAGCAUUCAACUGUAUGGUGGGGCUGCCCCACAUGAGGAGAAGAAGAAGCAGAGGGCUUAUCUUGGAGUUUGUACGGCUAGCUAAGGAUUUGUUAGCCAGUUCGGCCAACUACAAGACUAGUAACAGAGGGAUUAUCACUUUUGGUGAUGGAGAUGCUUGUGCAAAACUCGGGAACGGUUUGAGUUUCAGUUCAUUCUUUGAUGGGUAUCUGGCUCAUUACCAAGCCUUGUUAGAGUCUAUCGAGUCGAAUUUCCCGAGUCAUCUAGCAGAAGCAAGAAUGGUGAUAGAGCUGAUGUUUGUGGCACCUUAUGUCUCUUCUCAGGCUUUGUUCCAGAAGUGGAACGAAGUAAGAGAAGAGUGCCAUCUUCAACCGUGGUUUGGGCUGGAGGGUAAGAGACUGAGCAGAGAGAGUCUGAUGGAAGCCAAAGAAAUGGUGGGAGAAAGCUCAUAUGGAGUAAGAAUUGGACAGAAUGGAAAUGAAAUGGCCUUGGAAUGGGAAGGAACUCCUUUGGUUAGAGUGUCAACCUGGACAACCCAAAGCUAG